UCGCCGCCAGGUAUAUAAGGGAGGGCGCCAGCGACCACACCUCGAAGGAGCUUCAUUCCACUUCUGUAGACUUAACAGUAUUCAGAAGUUUUGGACAGAGGCCAACCUUACACUCCCUCACCAUGGCUAACGCUACCGGACCCCAAAUGGCGUUCUACGGAACUGGUGCGGCCACUUUUGGCUAUCCGGAGGGGAUGACCGUGGCUGACUUCGUCCCGGACCGAGUCAAGCACAUGGUCCUCGACCACUGGUACAACUACCCCCCCGUGAAUCCAAUGUGGCACUACCUCCUAGGCGUUGUUUACCUUUCCCUUGGAGUUAUCUCCAUUGCGGGCAAUGGCCUUGUCAUCUACUUGUACAUGAAAAGCCAGGCCCUCAAGACCCCCGCCAACAUGCUGAUUGUGAAUCUUGCUCUUUCCGACCUGAUCAUGUUGACCACCAACUUCCCUCCCUUCUGCUACAACUGCUUCAGCGGUGGCAAGUGGAUGUUCAGCGCUACCUACUGUGAGAUCUAUGGUGCUCUUGGUGCUAUCACCGGUGUGUGCAGCAUCUGGACGCUCUGCAUGAUCUCCUUCGAUAGGUACAACGUCAUCUGCAACGGUUUCAACGGCCCCAAGCUGACCCAGGGCAAGGCCACCUUCAUGUGCGCCCUUGCCUGGAUCAUCUCUGUCGGCUGGGCCCUUCCCCCCUUCUUCGGCUGGGGCUCCUACACCCUGGAGGGCAUCCUGGACUCCUGCAGCUACGACUACUUCACCCGGGACAUGAGCACCAUCACCUACAACAUCUGCAUCUUCAUCUUCGACUUCUUCCUCCCGGCCUCAGUCAUCGUCUUCUCUUAUGUCUUCAUCGUGAAGGCUAUCUUCGCCCACGAGGCCGCCAUGCGCGCACAGGCCAAGAAGAUGAAUGUCACCAACCUCCGCUCCAACGAGGCUGAGACCCAGCGCGCUGAAAUCCGCAUCGCUAAGACUGCCCUCGUCAACGUUUCUCUGUGGUUCAUCUGCUGGACCCCCUAUGCCGUCAUCACCAUCCAGGGACUGCUUGGUAACACCGAAGGCAUCACCCCUCUGCUGACCACUCUCCCCGCCCUGCUGGCCAAGUCCUGCUCUUGCUACAACCCAUUCGUGUACGCCAUCAGCCACCCCAAGUACCGUCUGGCCAUCACCCAGCACCUGCCCUGGUUCUGCGUGCACGAGAAGGACCCCAAUGACGUUGAGGAUAACCAGUCCAGCAACACCCAGCAGACCCAGGAGAAGUCAUAAGCAGUGAGGUCAUGAGACGCCCCCUGCCGCUGUCUGGAGGUGUUGAGCCCCCUCCCUGGUGACAUCUCCGCUCGUUUCGGCGAGCACACGACGCAACAACGAACUUUUCUCUCUUCAUACCUUGACAGUCGAGGCCUCUGACUUUAUGUUCAAUAAAUAAUCCUUGCAAUUCCA
Eriocheir sinensis (Chinese mitten crab) is the source of this 1433-nucleotide messenger RNA. Its product is annotated as compound eye opsin BCRH1. Lineage: Eukaryota; Metazoa; Arthropoda; Malacostraca; Decapoda; Varunidae. The transcript has 9 exons. Gene Ontology annotation, biological process: phototransduction; visual perception; G protein-coupled receptor signaling pathway. Gene Ontology annotation, molecular function: G protein-coupled receptor activity. Gene Ontology annotation, cellular component: membrane. The record is from RefSeq and is a predicted model, not a curated record. The coding region runs from base 123 to 1259 and encodes 378 amino acids.